AUGACAAUUGUCGAAGAAAAUGGGGAAAUUGAAUGUGAGUGUGUUUCUGGAUACCUUUACUAUCCACCUCUAGAUAGGUGUUUCAAACCAUACUCCAGAGGACCAUGCAAUGCUGGAGAAUAUUUCAUUCUCCAACCAGGAAAAUUCACAGCAGAAUGUUUGCAAAAUCCUUGUGAAGAAGGAUCUGUUUUCUAUCAAAAUUCCUGCCAUGAACUUCUAAAACUCGGACCUCCCUGUGAUGAUGAAAAAAGUUUGGUCAUCGAUGAAAAAACAUUUGAAAUUUCUUGCCAAAAUCUGGCUGAUAAUCAAACCCCAGAAGCUUUUUAUCCAACGAUUGCUUUCCCAGCUGUGAUUGUCGCUCCUAUUAGACGCUGUCUACGAGGCUCAAGGAUGGAUUAUAGAGGAAGAUGUCGAGGCAGUGUUUAA
Messenger RNA from Chelonus insularis, 426 nucleotides. RefSeq lists its product as uncharacterized. The record is from RefSeq and is a predicted model, not a curated record. The transcript has a single exon. Lineage: Eukaryota; Metazoa; Arthropoda; Insecta; Hymenoptera; Braconidae. Bases 1 to 426 code for a protein of 141 amino acids.